Nannospalax galili (Upper Galilee mountains blind mole rat) is the source of this 3565-nucleotide messenger RNA. RefSeq names its product proline rich transmembrane protein 3 (gene Prrt3). The coding region runs from base 144 to 3074 and encodes 976 amino acids. NCBI's taxonomy places the organism in Eukaryota, Metazoa, Chordata, Mammalia, Rodentia, Spalacidae. The transcript has 4 exons. The record is from RefSeq and is a predicted model, not a curated record.
GCAUGAGCAUCUCCUAGGAUGCGGCGCAGCAAGAGGCUGCAGGGACCCGCGCAAGGUGAACGCGGGGCUGCGGAUGCAGCGCUCAGGCUCAUCCAGUGAGAUCUGGAAGUCCAGGGCUCUAUUCCUAGGCAUCAGAUUAGACCAUGGCUCUGAGCACGUGGGGCUGUGUCUGUACUCUCCUGCUGUUGCUGCUGCUGCUGCUCCUGCCGUCCAUGGGGACUGGCCCAGCCUUGGGCAGGGGCCUUCCCAGGCCACUAGAGGACUCAGAACUCCACCUGAUCCCAUCAGAGCCCCAGACCUUUGAUCUUUUCUGGGAAAAGCCCAGAAACAAACGUCCCUGGCACCCUAGUGUCCCUCAGGCCUCUACUGAAGGUCCUGAGAAGUCUGCAGACUCUCCACUGGGCCCGGCCCUGCAUGGGCCCAAAGUGGCCCCUGGGGCCCAGGGUGAGCACCUCCCAAUAACCGAUGACCUCCAGCUGGCCCAAGGGCCCAGCUCCCAGGGCUGGACAGGACCUCCUGACUCACAGGAGAUUCUAGAAGCACAAGUCCCCCACCCAGUGGAGGCCCCCCACCUCACUUUCAUUCCUACAACUCCCAGUCUUCAACUCAGGGUAGCCACAGUUCCCCCAGCCCCACGAGAGCCUGGAGGCAUGGUGGGACAACGACCAACUAGAGAUGAGGGUUUGAAGGCCAAAAUGAAGACUGGCAUGCUACAGGCUUUUUCCUGGGACCACCAGAAUCCUCCCCAUACUCUGGUACCCCAGGCAGGUGUCGUGAGUAGGCCAGCACUGGAGAAGCAGGGUGGGCAUGAAGAGGGCUUCCAGGAGGCCAUCCAAGGCCCCUUCCUCACCCUGCAGGAUCCAGCAGCCCCGGAAGUUGGCUCAGCAACACCAGUUGAAGGGGCAUCUCCUCAGGAGCCUGGGCCCCACCUAAACCUGCCAUUGGCCAGAAGCCUUCCUCCUGCUGAGGAGAUGCCAGCUGAGCCCCCGCAGAAGGCUGGAGUUGGAGAGACCUGGGAAGUCAGCUCCCUGGCUCCCCUGCCCAAGCAGACUGGCAUCCCCGGUGGGCAGGACUCCCUAGCACCCCAGCCCACACCUUCUCCAGCCUCAGAUGCUCCUGAUGGGCCACUGAGACCAGCAAUAGCAGCAAUGAAUGGAGCAGAUCCUAUCUCCCCGCAGCGGGUGAGAGGAGCAGUGGAGGCCCCAGGCACUCCCAAGUCCUUCAUCCCUGUUCUUCCAAAUGCUGGUCUGGCUACAAAUGGAACAGAGAGCCCUGUGGGGGCCCUGCAGCCAGAUGAAACAGAGGAAUGGCCAGGGCGCCCCCAAAGCCAUCCUCCAGCACCCCCAGCCCAGGCUCCCUCGACAUCACGCCGCGGCCUCAUUCGAGUCACUACGCAGAGAGCCCUGGGCCAACCACCCCCUCCAGAGUCCUCAGCCAGCUCCAUGGCUCCAGCCCCAGCUUCCAGCCCCCCAGCCAAUGCCACUGCACCCCCCCUGCGCUGGGGACCUCUACGGCAGGUGCUGAGUUUUUCCUGGGAGCUCCAUGUCUAUGGAGUGGGGGCGCUCUUUCUGCUGCCAGCGUUAUUGGCACUAGCCACACUGGCAGCCGCCUUGUCGGGACCCCGGUUGGCGCUAGUAGCUGCCGUGCUGGUACUGGUAGCUUCGGGGCUGCGAUCUGCCUACAUGCUCACGGAUCCGUAUGGCUCUCAGGCACGGCUGGGCAUACGCGCAGGCCUGGUGCUCUACAACCUGCCCUUCCCCUUGCUACUCACUGCGCUGGCCGCCCUGACCCUGCUGGGCCUGGGUGCGAGGCUGCCACAGCCGCUACAGAACCGGUUCCUGCUGGGAGCCAUUGGAUUGGUGCAUGUGGUGGGACUGCUGGCCACAGACCUGUUCAACACCACGAGGCCUGUGCUCAACCUCCUGACCCAAGGCUUAUCUUGCGCCUGGGGCGCGUCCGUGGCUCUGGGCACGCUCUGUCUGUGCCGUCGGCGCCUGCUAGAAGGCCCGCGGGGCUGUGAUGCCAGCCCGGGCCCACGGCUUCUGGCUGUGGCGGGCUCGCUGGGGCUGCUGGCCAGUGGCUUACAGUUGGCGGCCUCGCUCUGGCUGUACCCGGGGCCAGGCCGGGAGAGCCGCUUCUCCUGGGCCUGGUGGGGAGUGCACUUCUGGCUGCGCCUGCUGGAGCUGACAUGGGCGCUUGCCCUGGCACUGGCCGCCGUGGCCGCCACGCGUCCCAGGCCUCCCACGGAGCACGCUUGCUGGGCCAAGCUGUUGCGCCUGGCAUGCCCUGCCCCGACCGGCAAGAGCGAGGUGCCAGAGAGGCCCAACAACUGUUACGCGGGGCCCAGUGGCCUGGGCACCGGGAGCUUGGACAUCAGCAAGAGCCUCAUCCGCAACGCUGCGGAAGGUGGGCAGGCUGCCACGCCGGGUUCUGGGGCCUGGAGCUCGGCUGCCUCGCUGGGUCGCGGUCGCCAAAGGGGUCCGGGGAUGUCCCGCAGCAGCGUGGAGCCCGCGCCGUCGCUGAGCGAACUGGACCUGCGGCCCCCGUCGCCCAUCAACCUGAGCCGCAGCAUCGACGCCGCGCUCUUCCGGGAGCACCUGGUUCGAGACAGCGUGUUCCGCCACUGCGGCCUGCGCGGCCUAGCCUUCCAGCCGCCCGGGGGUGCUCUGCGGUCUCGCCGAGGCAGCCAGCCCGACGCGGAGCUAGAGGGCACGGGCGUCUCGCUCCUCCGCGGACGCUGCCGCUCGCUCAGCGAUGUGCGCAUGCGCGGCCCGGUCCCGCACCAUGUGGCUGACCAGCCUGGCCGGGCCGCAGACGGAGGGGUGUCAGGCAGCUCGCUGGACAGCUUCUCCAGGGGCUCCCUCAAGAUCAGCUGGAACCCAUGGCGUCACGGGCUGUCGUCCAUGGACAGUCUGCCCCUAGAUGAACUGCCCAGCACGGUGCAGCUCCUGCCGGCCUCCACCCCAGCCCCAGUCCCUACUCCUGCCCGGGCUGGGGAGCCACAGGGUGAGGUCCAGCAGCGCUGCAAGCCCGGAGACUCUCGAAGUGCCUCCAGUGACACCAUUGAGCUCUGAGCUGCCAUCCAAAAGAACCUGGACCCUCUCUUCGAUGACUGUGCCAAGACAGUUGAUCAUUUGGAAAAACUGGCCGUCUGGGGCCUCCACCUGACUGCAGCAGCCCCCCUGGGACUGCUGGGCUUGAAUUCACCCCACCCAUUUCGGUUUUUUAAAAAUCUCUAUUUUUUUCAGCAGAUAUUUUGCACAGAGGCCGUGAGUUACACAGGAUACAGGGUGGACAUGCAUGAAUUUGAGCAUGGGGAAUAGGGAACAGUUGCUCCUGACUCCCUAGUGGAGAGACGCACCUCACUUGUCCAGAAUGACUGUCCUCUUUGUGCCAAAGAAAUAAACCCUAUCAAUUUGGCUCAAACCGGGAAGUCAAGCCAGGAUCCUGUACCCUAAUAGAGAAGACAGGGGGCUCCUCCCCACAGAAAUUCAAAGAGGCAGGCUGGAGAGCUGGCUCAGUGGUUAAGAGCAUCAGCCUCUCUUGCAGAGGACCAGGUUCAGUU